This is a messenger RNA of Trichomonas vaginalis G3, 481 nucleotides long. Its product is annotated as organellar and viral DNA polymerase type B. The transcript has a single exon. The record is from RefSeq and is a predicted model, not a curated record. Lineage: Eukaryota; Parabasalia; Trichomonadida; Trichomonadidae. The annotation marks the transcript as partial.
AUGUAUCGGAAGUUGUCUAAGUUAGAACACUCGGAAAUAAAACAACUUCUUACAGAAGCUAAUAUAGAUGUUGCAAAGCAUUACGCAACAAACAAAAAAGCACUCGCUGACUUCAUUAAAGACUAUAAUGGUGCAAUAAGUUAUGAUAGAAUUCAUGAGUUCAUAAAGCCGCAACGCGGCGAGGACGAAGUCCAUGCAAGAGCAUUUCCUUUAAAUGACGUUGCUAUUGACUUAUAUCAUAGACGUUCAGUACCUCAUGAAGUAAGAAGAGAAAUGUUUGACAUAACAAAUGCAAACGUUGGUGAAACAAGAAGAAGAGACGACACACUGAAACAACAGAGAAGAGAGAUGUUUAAGAGCGCUAUAGAACAAGUUCGCAAAGCUAACGAUGUCAUUCGUUCCAUUGACGACAAACCAAAAGAAGGUGAGAGAUGGUUAAAGAAAGAUGAAGAGAAUAGGAAGAGAAAUGUGAAGUCAGGCA